AUGGCUUCGUUGCAGGAGGCAGGGAUUUCUUCUCGCCCUUUUCCUCGCCCGGCGCUGUGGAGUACGGGCCUGGAUUUGCUCGUGAGUGAGAGGAGGAGGGGUAAUAGAGUGAAGGAGGCGCACGGGGAGAAGAUGGCUGCGGAAAUGGUGAAGGCGGCGACGAGUGACAAGCUCAAGGAGAUGGAUUGGGCAAAGAACAUCGAAAUCUGCGAGCUCGUGGCGCAGGAUCCUGGGAAAGCGAAGGAUGUGAUCAAGUCCAUAAAAAAGUCUAUAGGGAGCAGGAGCAAGAGCACUCAACUCUUUGCUGUUAUGCUAUUGGAGAUGCUUUUGAAUAAUUGUGGAGAGCCUAUCCAUAGGCAGGUCAUCGAUAAUGGGCUUCUUCCGAUACUUGUGAAGAUAGUGAAGAAAAAGACGGAUUUACCAGUUCGAGAAAAAAUAUUUCUUCUGUUAGAUGCUACACAAACAUCCCUUGGUGGAGCUAAAGCAAAGUUUCCUCAGUACUAUGAGGCAUACUAUGAGUUGGUGUCUGCUGGUGUGCAAUUUUCAAAUCGCCCAAAUGUUGUUGUCACACGAGCAGAAGUGCCAGUCCCCGAGACGAGAACAGAACGAAAUAAUGAAAGUUUGUUGACCCGAUUGAAUGAAGCUCAACAGGAAGUGCACACUCAGCCUGCUCCUGAUGCAAGUAUAGUCCAGAAAGCCUCUAGUGUCAUGGAAGUAUUGAGGGAUGUGCUUAAUUCUAUGGAUCCUAGGCACCCUGAGGGAGCAACAGAUGAAUUUGUGUUGGAUCUUGUCGAGCAAUGUACGUUUCAGAAGCAACGAAUAAUCCACCUUGUUAUGACAUCAAGGGAUGAAAUGGUGGUAUCACAAGCUAUAGAGCUAAAUGAAGAGCUACAUAAGGUCCUUGUCCGGCAUGAUGCGUUGCUUUCUGUUCACCCGACAACAACAGUAGCUUCUAAUAUAAAGGAGGAAGUGGAGGAAGAGGAUGCUGAAAGUCUCUAUCGGAGACUGCGGAAGGGGAAAGCUCUGUCACAGGACUACACAGAUGACUCGGUGCCGUCAUUCCGAUCCAUGCCCGAGGACAAGCUGCGGCGGCCGCUGACCAUCCAGUCGCCUCACCCCGACAAGAGACUGGGUGCGCUGAACAUCCGUUUGCCGGACCGUGAGGAGGCAAGGCCUGAUCCUGCUCCGCUGAUCCCGCCACCACCUGCAAAGCAUGCCGAGAGGGAGAGGUUCUUCCGGGAGAAGAGCAUCGACGGCGUGGCCAGCCUGCCGGGCCACCUGAGGGGCCUGUCACAGCACAGCCGGGAUGGCAGCAGCUCAUGUAGUGGCAGCACUGAUUACAGCGACUGA
Messenger RNA from Miscanthus lutarioriparius, 1350 nucleotides. Lineage: Eukaryota; Viridiplantae; Streptophyta; Magnoliopsida; Poales; Poaceae. The record is from the annotation of a GenBank genome assembly.